GAGCAGCCGGGGAUCGAACCGGUGCUGCAGAGGCCACAAGCAGCUUCACAACCCAGCGCUCAACCGCUGCACCAGUGGGGAGACCCUAUUUAAAAAUUUUUUUAAACAUUUAUUAAGAACUGAGACACAAACGCACAUUAGCCUCAACCUACACAGGGGCCUUACACUCCACAUCUCUCUACUGGAGGGUCUUCAGGGGCAUCAUUUGCAUGGAGCUGUCAUCUACUGUGAGAGCAGAGCCUUUCUCUGCUAUAUAUUCUAAGGUACACCUGCCCAAGACUCUUCUUAAGGAUGUGACACUGUCUUCAAAAAUAAGUCCAUGGUGGUUUUCUUGGUUUCUUUCUUGUUUUUGUUCCAUAUUUUCCUUGGAAGUAAAUAAUACACCAUUAACAUUAGUCCCUAUAAGCCCUUUCAGUAUUGGAGUCCAUGUUGUCGGACUUUUUAAGGAAUUUGCUGAGGUCUAUAAAAACUUCUCCUAAACCCUUCACUGUGCGUUUUCUUAGGGCUCUUUUUGUCCUGCACUUUCCUUUUCUCUUGACUCUUCCUCAACAAUGUGUGAAGUUCCUAUUCCAACAACCUUUCAUUAGUCAGUUCUUCAGGAAAGGCCUCUGGGAACUCAAUGUCAUUUUCAUUCACACCUUCAAGUUAAAGUAGCUUACUAUCUCAAUCACAUCCUUGCUGACUUUUGAAAUCUACUUAUCCUUGGCAAAUCCUCUGAAAUCAUAUAAACCUCUUGAGUGACUUUGUUCAGAUGCCACGUAUAGACUCCUUGGUAACAUCAUCCCAAGCCCCAGCAAGUUUAUUGAUGCUGCAAUCCUUCCAGAAAUAUAACAGUAGUCAGUUGCAACAGCAGUCUCUUAGUACUCCCAUUAUGUGUAUUUUAUACCUGCUCUCAGUUCCCAAAAGUUCUUGCAUUUUCUUUUUUUUUUUGACUUUGCAUUAGGCCCUGAUGCAAUUCUUUUGAAGACAGUGUUAGAACAGGAUAUUCUAGGCAUAUUUCAAAAUAGCUUUUCUGUUUCUUCAACUUUUUAGACACUGGUUUUCCCUGUGACCUCAGUUAUUUGCUGAUCAAAGAAUAGUUGUUCACUCUAAAUUUUUUUGCUUUUUUCUUACGAGUUUGGGAAUGGUUGCUUCUAAGUUCAUUAUGACAGACAAAUCUCUGACUCUGAUUUCUGAUGUUUAACUGCUGACAGCUUUGAAGCCUCACCACUCCUUUUGUGUGUGUGACCCACAUAUAUCCAAGGCAAUAAGAAAGCCUUAGUGUUUCUUCCUUUGUCACAGUGAUUCAGUCCACAUGAGCUCCUGCCCUUGUAUGUAUAUUCUCACUUUAGUUCACCUACACACUUAAUUUUUAAAGUAGUCCAUAUGUCUUUCCUUACUCUCAAUUUCAUGCCUGCUGGAGAAGUUUCCUAAGAAACCUCAAUUAUGAAGGAUUCAGUGACCUACAAGGAUGUGACUGUGAACUUCACCCUGGAGGAGUGGGCUUUACUGGAUUCUUCACAGAAGAAACUUUACAGAAAUGUGAUGCGGGAAACCUAUAGAAACCUGGCCUCAAUAGGAGAAAACUGGGAGGAUCAUAAUACUAAAGAUCAGUACAACAACCAGGGAAGAAGACUAAGAAGUCAUAUGAUAGAAAAACUCUGUGAAAGCAAGGAAGGUAGUCAAUGUGGAAAAACUGUCAGCCAGAUUCCAAAAUUUAAUCUGCAUAAGAAAACUUCUGGAGUAAAAUUGUGUGAAUGUACUAUGUGUGGAAAAGCCUUCAUGCAUCAUUCAUUCCUUAAUAGGCACAUCAGAUCUCACACUGGACACAAACCAUAUGAGUAUCAUGAAUAUGAAGAGAAACCAUAUAAAUGUAAGGAAUGUGGGAAAGCCUUCAGUUACCGAAAAUCUGUUCACAGACAUGAAAGAACUCACACUGGAGAAAAACCCUAUGAAUGUAAGGAAUGUGGAAAAGCCUUCACUUGGCUCACAACCUUUCGAAGACAUAUGAUAACACACACUGGAGAUGGACCUUAUAAGUGUAAAGAAUGUGGGAAAGCCUUUAGUUGUUCCACCUCAUUUCGAACACAUGAAAGAACUCACACUGGAGAGAAACCCUACGAAUGUAAACAGUGUGGUAAAUCUCUCAGGUCUCCUCUAGGCUUGCAGAUACAUGAAAGGAAUCACAAUGGAGAAAAACCUUAUGAAUGUAAGCAAUGUGGUAAAGCCCUCAGUUGUCCCAGUUCCUUUAGAAGACAUGAAAGGACACACAGUGCAGAGAAACAAUAUGAAUGUAAACAAUGUGAGAAAACCUUCAGUUCUCCUCUAGGUUUGCGAAUACAUGAAAGAAUUCACACUGGAGAGAAACCUUAUGAAUGUCAAGAGUGUGGGAAAGCCUUCAUUUCUCUUUCAAGUAUUCGAACACACAUGAUAACGCACACUGGAGAUGGACCUUAUAAGUGUAAGGAAUGUGGAAAAGCAUUCAUUUGUCCCAGUUCAUUUCGAUCACAUGAAAGAACUCACACUGGAGAGAAGCCAUAUGAAUGUAAACAGUGUGGUAAAACCUUCAGUUGGCCCAGUUCCUUUAAAAUACAUGAAAGAACUCAUACUGGAGAGAAACCCUAUGAAUGUACAGAAUGUGGGAAAACCUUCAUUUAUCGAACAACCUUUCAAGGACACGUGAGAAAGCAUACUGGGGAGAAACCCUAUAAAUGUAAAGAAUGUGGGAAAGCAUUUAUUUCUCCCUCAAGUGUUCGAACACACAUGAUAAUGCACACUGGAGAUGGUCCUUAUAAGUGUAAGGAAUGUGGGAAAGCAUUCAAUUUUCCCAGUUCAUUUCGAAUACAUGAAAGAACUCACACAGGAGAGAAGCCCUAUGAAUGUAAACAGUGUGGUAAAACCUUCAGUUGUUACACUUCCUUUCGAACACAUGAAAAAACACAUACUGGAGAAAAGCCCUAUGAAUGUAAGGAAUGUGGAAAAGCCUUCAUUUAUCGUACUACCUUUAGAGGACACAUGAGAAUGCACACUGGUGAGAAGCCAUAUAAAUGUAAAGAAUGUGGGAAAGCCUUCAGUCGUCCCAAUUCCUUUCGAAGGCAUGAAAAAUCUCAUACUGAACAGAAACCUUUUAAAUGAAAGCAGUGUGCAAACACCAUCAGUUGACCUUUCAGCCUUAGAUGUGAAAAUAUCCACUGGGAAGAAAUCCUAUAAAUACAGAAAGCCUGAGUCAAAUUAAUCCAGAUAUGGUGUUCCAGAAAAUUAUGAGAAUCACUAUAAAAAUUAUAAAUACAUUGUCUUUAUCAGUGCCUCAUUCUUAAUGUGGAUCUCUGGACUGUGAACAUUUACUACUUACUUUCAAGAGUGAACACUGAAGUGAGAUAAUUCUGUAAAUAUUCUUUAAGCAAACAUAAGAUUAAUAGAUAUUGGUUGCUUCUUAAAUCAGUAAAUUUUUCUCUUUCCAUUUUGGAGCCUGUUUGAUCCAUGAAUGGAUUGAAGUGUGUUUCUAAUAUGUAAGUAGGUUUAAUUUUUAUGUUUUAAUUCUUUUUGUAAAUAAGGGGCUAUUGAUAAAUGACAUCUGGGAUAUUGAGAUUUUCCUGCUAGCCUCCUGUUCCAGAAACUGGAUAUUCCAUUACCCAUUAAAUACAUUCUUUUUUCCUAAUAAUUAAGAUGGCAUAAAUUUGUAAAUAUACAAAGUUAUCAUAUAUAUAGAUUCAUGUAAAUUAUUUCCACCUUUUUUUCUUUUCUCUUUGUUAUUCCUUCUGGCUGGAAUUUGGAUAAUAAAUUUUGCACAAAGAUAGACUUGUCAUUGGACAAUAAAAUACAAAAUUGGAGAUGGAUUUCCUGAUUUUGUUUUGUCUACUGAGUAAUGUGACAUUUUCUAGAAUCUCCUUAUUUUAUGAUUCCAAUGGAGAUUUGGGAGGUAGGAAUACAGAAGUAAUCAAUCAAGGUUUGAAGGCACUAUACAGAGACAGAUAGAUGCACAGGAGCUUUUGGGUUCCUGCUUCUAGCCUAUUUUCGUGAUUCCUUGCCCUGCCAAUCAAGAGUACUCAAAACCACAAUCAACUGCUAGACUUUUUCUCAGAGAUGUAGAUUUCCAUACAUACCUUCACAAAUUCUACAUCAAAGAUUCAUCAUGAUUUGUAUUUUCCUACAAGCUUCCAUGCUUCCAUCAGGCAACUAAUUGGAAGUUCCAUGAUUUCAGUAUUCAAGUUUUGUGUUCUCUAGAUCAUAUUUAUAAGGUGUAGUUUGUGUAGUAAGCAUUUUCUUGUAAUACUAUUAGAGUGAUCAUUUGUUUCUGAUUCCACUGUGACAGCUACAAUGAUGCUACCUAAAAGAACUACAUUGGAGUUUGUUUCUCUACUGUACUUUGCAGCACCUGCUCUGAUCCACUCCUUCCAUGAGAGAAUAACACCUAUAUAUCAGGCAGAUUAUGGAUGUUUACCAUUGCUCAGAGCCGUGUGAUUCCUCAGAACUUUUUCAAUUAUUUUUUAUCAUGAUUAAAAAAUGCAUUUUUGUCUGUGGUUGUUUCUUUUAAGUAUUUCAUUAGCUGCUUUCAAAAAAAUUGUACAUUAACAAAUACUGUAUUCCUUAUUUACUAAGCACAUAGAUUAAAAUGUCCCACUGUAAUUAUGGGAUUUAUAAUUGUCACAUUAGUCAUUAUACAUUCUUACUCAAUGUUAGUUUGUAUGUAUAUGUUCAGGUGAUUUUUCUUGGGUGAAUUUUAUUUUUUAUUCCUUUUUAGUAAUAAUUCCUCAUUGAUUUGUCAGUACCAUCUUGCCAAAAACCACCAGAAUCAUACUUGCAGUCAACAAGAGUAAUGUCAUGAAUUAUAAAGAAUUAUCUCAAGUCCUAAAUGACUAUGGAGUUGUCAGUAGAAGAUGUUUAAAAGGGGCCU
Molecule: messenger RNA, 4873 nt
Organism: Talpa occidentalis (Iberian mole)
Lineage: Eukaryota; Metazoa; Chordata; Mammalia; Eulipotyphla; Talpidae
Product: zinc finger protein 709-like
Exons: 4
Coding region: 1426-3114 (562 amino acids)
Biological process (GO): regulation of transcription by RNA polymerase II
Cellular component (GO): nucleus
Molecular function (GO): RNA polymerase II cis-regulatory region sequence-specific DNA binding; DNA-binding transcription activator activity, RNA polymerase II-specific
Source: RefSeq, a predicted model, not a curated record